Dreissena polymorpha is the source of this 1519-nucleotide messenger RNA. RefSeq lists its product as uncharacterized. NCBI's taxonomy places the organism in Eukaryota, Metazoa, Mollusca, Bivalvia, Myida, Dreissenidae. The transcript has 3 exons. The coding region runs from base 191 to 1519 and encodes 442 amino acids. Gene Ontology annotation, biological process: positive regulation of DNA-templated transcription. The record is from RefSeq and is a predicted model, not a curated record. Gene Ontology annotation, cellular component: chromatin; nucleoplasm. Gene Ontology annotation, molecular function: ubiquitin-protein transferase activity; protein binding; zinc ion binding.
UUUCUGUUCGGAUCUAAAUCUUUAUUUCUAGACUUUUGAACAUACAAACAUUGUUAAAGUUUUUUUUUAAUUGCUUGACUUAUUAAACAACAUGUUAAGUGUUUUUCUUAAAUAUGAAUUUUGUUUAACAGCCAUACUCUGAUUUUAUAUUUCAUUUAAAUUUAACUUUGCUGAAGUUUAAUUAUUAAACAUGGCAACAUUUUCUGUGGGUUUUGUUGCUGAAGGCCAUGUUGUUGAUAAAGAAUAUUGUUGUUCAAUCUGCCAAGAGCAUAAUAAGGAGAUAAAUGCAGUAUUUUACUGUAAAAAAUGCAAUACAUUUUACUGUGGACAGUGUAUUAAGUUUCACAGAAAGCAUGGUCUGUGGUUUAAUAAACAAUCUCCUUAUGGAAAGGAUGAAAUAAUGAAGUGGCCACUUUCUAAGAAAAUGGAGCAUUAUCUUAGAACAUGUGAUAUUCACAAAGAUGAACAAUUAACUAAAUUCUGCAAGGACCACAGUCGGCUGUGCUGCUCUAAAUGUGUUGAUCACAGGCAGUGCAAUCAAUUGAAAGUUCUUUCUGAAGUCAAAAUGCAGUCAUCAGAUUUAAAGAAAUUGUCAGUGAGAGUUUCAAAUACUCUUUCAAGACUAAAGAAGCUCCAGAGGUAUAGGGAGGACAGCAGGAAUGCUAUGCGGAGCUCCUAUGCUGAAUUUGAGCGAAACAAGGUGAAGAAAAUGCGACUGAAUGUACAAUCUUUCUUAGUCCAAUGUGACGACACCUCCAUGAAUGAAACAUUUGAAACCGUGGAAUAUAGAGUAGAUAAAAUUCGUCAGAAAGUAAAUUUAUUAUUAACAGAUUUUGAAAAUUGCUCUAUUAAGGAACGGAAAGAAGAGCUGAAACUCAAACAAGCUCCUCUCAUCAGUGUGAUCAAAACCUGCAUCAGACAUCAUGGUGAAUUGUUACGACUCCAUGAAGCCAUGCAGAAAGUAAAGGAUCAACCAGAACUCUCCUUAAUAGCCUAUUACAAAUGUCUGGACAAAAUACAACAGUGUGAGAUAUAUAUGAAUGAGAACUUUUCAGACGAGUUGUUCUCUGUGCAAGGGGUGUCUAAGUACAAAGUGAGAAUAUUUAGGGAUUCAAAUACAUGCUCGAUCGAUGCGGUAUGUGCUCUACCAGAUGGGCAAGUCUUGGUUGCAGACUGUGAGAAUGACAAAGUCAAGCUGCUGAACCAGCAGUACCAGGUGGUGAGUCACUGGGGUGUGAAUGCCAUGCCAUGGGACAUGUGUCUCAUCACACCCAGUGAGGCUGCAGUGGCUUUGAGUGAUCAUGCGGUCCAGUUUGUCACUGUCACCCAGAGCAAGCUAGUUCCUGGCAGGAGGCUUCAGUUACAACAUGACUGUAGAGGCAUUGUCCACGACCAGGGAGACUUGUUUAUCUGCUCAAAUACUGCCCUGUACAAGUACUCACUGAGUGGGACACUGGUCUGCAGACUGUAUGAAGAUACAUCAGCUUCUCUUACAGGUGGUCUGGGAGGGGCAGAGUAA